AUAGAGUAUAAACUAACCCUACAUCCCACCCAUUCCACAAUCUCAUAAUCACGAACUUUACGUUCGCUUAUCGCAUAUUACCCAUGUACACCUCGGUCAACUCCCAGGGCAAGAGUCCAUUAUUCUCCGUCGCCGCCGAGGUCCGUCGUGCGAUCUACAACUACCUUAUUCCCGAACAACUUCACCUUUUCACGUAUCGAGACGAUGUCAGAUUAUCAACAUGUGUGAAACAAAAGGGAGAUGACGACCCUGACUGCGUCCCGCGGAACCCCCUGGCACAUGUGUCGAGGAGUAUUUCAGACCCCGAAGAUCCCAUCUACGUGCAGCGGUUGCGCUCGUCAUGGGGCGAACACUGGCGAUGCGAAGAAGCGGCUCUGACACGAGAUGACAUAAAUUUUAGGACAGUCGAAACAGGUUGGUUCGACCAAUUCGUCCUGUUUCGCGUGUGCAAGCGAAUGUCCAUGGAAAUCGCAUAUAUCAUGCCUGAGGUCGCGACAUUUCACAUAAAUGAUCCGCUCACACUAAGGGUCCUGGGUUCUCAAGCUACUUCUCAUCCCCUUACUAUUAGUGCUGUUGUCGACGGUGUCCAGUCAAAUCUCAGGACGCUACAUAUCAACCUGAGACUGCCUCUAGGAACAUAUGAACAGCUCGAAGAUGUUUAUACCUCCCCGGAUUUCGAAUCAGCACCGCUGGGCAUAACUUCCUCAGUCAUAUCCGCCUUGAUGGCCCUACCAACUGCUCUCACCCAAUUGAGGAAUCUGCAAAACUUGCGGCUGUGGCUGGAUCACAGUGACACCGAGUCGUGGUCUAUGGUCAACGAGAGGGCUGUUAUAACCUCCCUCUUUCAGCCUCUUUGUGAGCAGGGUUCAAAUCUGAAAAUCGAUAUGGAUCUUCCGAAGCUGCACCCCAAAUGGGAAACAUCAGAUCGUCAUUUUACACCGGAUAGCGCGCCGCCUCCAUUCCCAAUUCAUCGUCGGUACCGCCAGCGGAUCUAUGGAAUGCAUGAUCAAACCGUGAAGCAUGCUCCGGAUUUUCCAUAUGUAGCACAUGAGGCUUUUGUUAUACAGCAACAUGAGUUCCCUUCGGAGGACCCCGGCGAGAUGGAAAUGUAUGAAGCGUGGGAGCGCGAAGUUUGGAAGAGAGGAGGUGAUGUGGAACUCGAACUCAUUGGCCAUCAACUCGUUGGCGAUCAUUACCUAGGGUAACGACCUACGCUGCAAAAUUUCCUUUCAUAUUUAGAGGUGGAACAAUGUAACGAGCAUUAUAUUACAGUUGCAUUUUAACUUUCAGUGUCUCCACGCUGCUUUUCUUUUUUUCUUUCCUUUUUUUUAAAAAAAAAAAAAAUAGAAUCUUAC
This is a messenger RNA of Westerdykella ornata, 1355 nucleotides long. RefSeq lists its product as uncharacterized. NCBI's taxonomy places the organism in Eukaryota, Fungi, Ascomycota, Dothideomycetes, Pleosporales, Sporormiaceae. The record is from RefSeq and is a predicted model, not a curated record. The transcript is spliced from 2 exons. The coding region runs from base 84 to 1205 and encodes 373 amino acids.